AUGUUAACAGCCCGGGGUAUUGGUCUCAUUGGCCGUAGUUCACUGGGCCGACUUCCGUUGGCAUCACGGGUUUUGGUUUUCCAGACUUUGCGCUACUCUUCGAAGACUCCAUUUCCACUUUCUAGCAAGGAGAUCGAGGAACAAAGACGAAUCGAGAAAUUGCCCAAGUGGCAGCAAUGGGGCCACUAUUUCAAGAGUGAAAAGUUCAAGAAGAGCAUGACGGUAUACUAUGUGGCCGGAUUCGGAGCCAUGUGUAUUGCCUUCUACUACUACAUGAGAGACAGAUACUACGAAGACAAGCAAAUUCUGCACGUAAGAAAGAAGUAUCAGGCUGACCCCAAGAGCUUAUCGGAGUACGAGUAUUUGAUGUUGAAGAGCAUAGGUCUGGACAAGUUACGGCCCAAAGAAGAGAAAAAGUAUCGGAUUUACCAGAUGAUGAGAAAAGAAUUUAGAAGAAAGCAUAUUAUGGAUAAGGAUAUUAUGUUUGAGCCUAGUCCAGAGGAAUUGGACGAAUGGUAUAGCAAACAGCCCCGAAUUUCCAUCAAGAAGGCUCCUGUUUUGGAUGAGCCUAUAGACGAAAAGUCUCUGGCAAACAAGUUCACCAACGCAGAGAAUCCUCACAUUGUUCCUGCUGAGGACACCACCGAUUUCUACGAAGCAAAGGCACAGGCUUACGAUGACGAAAUCAAGUGGGAAGAAAGAGGUAUGUUCUUGGGAAAAAGAAGAAGAUGGUUGAUGAAGCAGUUGAAGGGAGAUGUUCUUGAAGUAGCUUGUGGAACUGGAAGAAACAUACCUUAUUUGUAUACUGACAGGAUAUCUUCAAUCACCUUUAUUGACUCCGCCAGAAACAUGGUAGAAAUUGCUCGUAAGAAGUUCAAGGAAGCUUAUCCCAACUUCAAGAAGGCUGCAUUUGCUGUGGGAAAGGCUGAAGAUUUGGUAAAAUUGGCGGGUGAUGACUCCAAGGCUAUCAAGUACGACACCAUUGUAGAAGCGUUUGGCUUGUGUGCUCACGAGGAUCCAGUCAAAGCCUUGAAGAACAUGGCCAGUUUGUUGAAGCCAGGGGGUAGAAUCGUUUUGCUUGAGCAUGGAAGAAGUACCUGGCAAUUCGUCAAUAACCAUUUGGACUUCAGAAGCGAAAAGAGAAUGAAAACUUGGGCUUGUAGAUGGAACUUGGAGAUUGGCGAACUUGUAGAUGAAGCUGGUUUGGAUAUCACUUACGAGAAGAGAGUUCAUCUUGGCUCAACAUGGAUGUUGAUCUGCAAGAGACCCGAGGAUCCAAUCAACAGCGACGAGAAGCCGUUUAUCAACAAAUUGAUGGGAACUGAACCACAGUCAAUUAGUAGAGGUUAA
This is a messenger RNA of Scheffersomyces stipitis CBS 6054, 1350 nucleotides long. RefSeq names its product putative RNA methyltransferase. The transcript has a single exon. Lineage: Eukaryota; Fungi; Ascomycota; Pichiomycetes; Serinales; Debaryomycetaceae. The record is from RefSeq and is a predicted model, not a curated record. The coding region runs from base 1 to 1350 and encodes 449 amino acids.